Molecule: messenger RNA, 23490 nt
Organism: Caenorhabditis auriculariae
Lineage: Eukaryota; Metazoa; Nematoda; Chromadorea; Rhabditida; Rhabditidae
Source: the annotation of a GenBank genome assembly
AUGCAAAGAGGCGGUUCUUUGCCGUCCUCUUCGCAGAAUCCACCUAACGGGUCAAUAGCUGCUGGCGGCGCUGCAACGGCCAACCCGACAAAUUUGCCCUCGACUUCUUCGCAACCAGUUCAGUACUCUCAACAUCAGCAGCCAAUGAUGGGAAUGGCUCCACAGCAGCAAAAUUUCCACCAGCAGGCCUCUACUUCGUUUCUUCUGGUCGAGCUCGAACGCAGAAUUGUCAACCUUGGCGAUAUCGCUCAACGAGACGACUUGAAGCUGAAAACACUCCAGGUGCUGUUAAUAAAACUCUGUCUAAUAGUUCUAUAUCUGGAAAUCUUGACAAGUACAGAAAACUAGGACAGUUAAAUUCUUUAAUAUUCAAAAACUUUCUCAUUUGAUGUGAAGCAUUUUUUUAAACUAUCUUCUGAGAAAAAAACAAUUAUGAGUUGGGUUUAUCAUAAAGAGAGUCGAGAAUAGCUUGAUAGCCUUACCUCGUUUUAUUUCCUUAUUCUCUUCUUCAGGAAAUCUGGGCGAGCUUGGACACUUGCUAUCAACUACCAGCCUAUCAAAAUCCAAUCGAGAACCUGAUGCACUGCUUCAUAAAACUUUUCAGCGAAACGACACCUCAGUUCAUAGCUGAAAACAAUACUCAGGUGACUCUUUUUCUCGGAAAAUCUCAGUACCAUUGUCCUUGCAGCUUCUUCGGAAACUGAUGCUCGAAGUGAUUCUGAGGAUGUCGAGCAUAGACGCUGUGAAACGGUUUUCCAGAGACCUGCAAAAAAUAAUGCUCCGACUCAUAACCGUCGAAAACGAAGAAAAUGCAAUUUUGGCCAUCAAAAUCAUCAUCGAUCAGGGCCGUUCCGUCAGAACCCAAUACAGCAGCGAUGUGAGAUCACUCUUGUUUUUUGUACCUUUCUUUUUUUUUCAGAUAACAGCAGCCAUGACGGCUUUCAAGACGAUGUUGAAAGACUUGAGCGCGGCUUCUGAGUGGAUGUUCAUCACGAGAAAACCGCCCAACGACAUCAGCAAUCGCUCCGACGAAGACGUCAUCUCUCAGGUUUUCCCGUUCGCAUUACUCUUCGAAAAAGGUUCUUCAGGAGUUGGCAUAUUGUUACCACUUGCAAGCGGUCACACUUGGCGGCUCUUCAGAUACCAAGGUAGCUUGAAAGAAAGUACGAAAAAAAUGUGUCUUCUUUUUCAGUACAAUCUGAUUCCGCGGGCUACUCUGUCAGUCAAAUGCCUACAAGAGGUUCCGAUGCUCGUCGUGUUCUUCUUUCAAUAUCACAAGCAGAAUAUUCAAGCCGAGGUACGCUUUCUCUUUUGAAUCGAAAAUUAUUGAGAACAUCCUUUAUUCGUUUACUGAUGAGAAUGAACCUGAUUAAGGUGACAGAAUUUAUGCUCCACGGUCUUCAAUUCCUCAACGCAGUGGUUCCGAAUCCAGAAGGCUUGACGACCUACAAUCAGCAGCUCGCCGAUGACUUUUGUCUCGCACAGGCCAAAUUCCUCAAUUUCGUCAAUAUUAUGGGUAAAGUCCCAAUGGUAAGCUUCUUUCAUCAGAUUAAAAUGAACGUAGUUCACAAAAAGAAUAAAUUUUUGCAAACAAAAAAAACUUUAAUUGAAGUUUUAUUUGCAGUACAUGGAUGUAAUUCAAAGCCAAGGAAACUUGCUCGUUUCCGGCGUUCUGCAGCUUUUGGAGCAUUGUCCAGCUGCUCUGAUAACCGUGAGGAAGUGAGCUUUUUGACUUAUUCUUCAAUUCUUAACAUUUUAUCUUUUGAGGGACGUUCUAAUGACUCUUAAGUACUUCUUCUCUUGCGAAAUUCGCAACAAGUUCCUACCGGUUCUGCCAAGGCUGAUUUCUGAAACUGCGUUGCUUGGAAAAGGAUUCACCUCUGUGGACCACUUAAGGUAAAUUGCUGUGGCUGAGAAAAAUUAAUUUUUCAUCCAGAACAUUCCUGUAUCAAAUGCUGGCCGACCUCCUCCACCACAUGCGCAACAGUUUAAACUUCCCCAUGCUUUCUUAGUCAGUUCCAUUUUUAAUUAUUUAAUUCAAGGUGUUCAAGAAACAAAAAUUGAUCGGAAUAAUUGAAAGGAAAAGUUUUUUUCUUCGAGAUUUUUAUAGGAUCUCAUCACAGGUCUUUCUUUUUUCUUCAAUUGCAUUUUUCCGAAAUAAUUUUGAUGUAUAACCCUAACAAAAUCUGAAUCGAAGUUUGAUUUCAAAGAUUUUUUACUAAUUUUUGAAGGGGGUUACUGUUCUAAAACUAUCACAUAUAUUGCAGUGUGGCAUUCAUUUUCUGCCGUCAGCUCCAUGAUCCGACCGUCAGUUUCCAAGUUCAAAUAAUGGCCGCACGUCUUCUCAACAGCGUCACAGAAUGUAUGGUUCGAAUGGAAUCUCAAGGCGAACCCGUUAGUUUUAUUUCCUUCAACUCUUUUUUUUUACCUAUUCGAAUUCAAAUCAGUUUUCAAAUGAUCCUUUUUCCCAACAAAUUUGUCACAGUUCAUUUUUCAGCGUUUUGUAAUCGUGUUCUUUUCCAGACUCGCGAUCUCAUUUUCGAAGUUUUGGAGUCUUUGGUGGCGAAGUUGAAAACUGUAGCAGUCUAUCAUCUGCCCCUACUGUUUCAAAUCCACGCCAACGAGCUAGACUACGAGUACAAGCCUCCGGAGAGGUUCGCAGAAGAAGAGGCGCCGCCGACGUCUUCCGAGAUAAAGCCGAAGGAGAAGCCCAGGGAACGACGGGAUUCUGUCGACUCUGUCAAGGAACUCGAGUUCCCCGGUCAGUAUUGGACAAAUUUUCUUCGAAAUAGGAAAAAUGGGGCGUUGAAUGCGCCGCCAUUUCCAAUUUUAUAAAAAAGCGGUAGCCAUAUUUAUGAAAUUGUUUUCCAGUUCCCUUAUAAGGGAAAUGGUAUUAGAAUUCUGUACGAUGAUUUCUGGAGAGACGGUUAUUUCGAAGUAGUUACUAAACUUUUAAAAUGAAAAAAAUUUUCUCUUUGAAGAAGCUUCAGUUUGAAAAUAUCAAGUUUGCAGUGGCGUCGAUGAACGAAGUGCCGAUUUCUUCGCUUCCGCCGCCCACGAAAGAAGGAAAAUUCGCCACUCCUGAUGCUAUCCUCACUUCGUUAUGGGCUGUCAGUUUUCGUUCCAGCCUUCACAAAAAGUUCAAAACUCUAAAAAAAAAAAACUUUUAGCCGCUUUUAAGAUCUUCUUACUGGAAAAACUUUUCGAAAGGUAACAAAAAAAAGGGUAAUGUUAGAAAUUACAGAAAUAUUUUGAUAGAAGUGCUCGAAAAAAGCUUUAAACAGUCUACCAGGAAAAAAAUGAAAGAUGGAUUUUUUUUUGCAUAUUUUCAGAUUUUCAGGAAACAAAGUUUUGCGUAGUUAAAGUUCUCAAAGUACUGAUUAACUUGGAAGCCUGUUAAAUUUAGUUGUUUUUUUAGUCUUGUAUGAUGUCACCAAAAAAAAAAACCAAUUGUGCUGAUUAAGGUGACUCCGCCGCCAAUCUCGGUUUCGGACGGUCGAAACCUUAUAAAGUACAUCCUGCAAACGGCGAAGUUCGCGACGAAUCAAGUCAAAGACACGCGAUUGACGAAGAGUUCUGCCCUUUUUCCGAAUUUUGAGUUCAUUCCAACUCUUUCCAGACUCUUAUCACGUUUCUCGAGAGCGUGAUCUCUACGAAAGGCUUCUGAAGUACGGCGUGAUGUGCAUGGACGUCUUCAUUCUGCCGCACAAUGCUCCGCGCAAUCAGCUGCCGUCAGAUUUCUCCGUUUUUCUUUCUCAUAUCCUUUUUUCAGAUCAGGCUCUUCCAAUCGAUCCAAGGACGAGAAAGACACCCUCGAGUCUCUCACCAGUGUGGUUGGUUUCUCAUGAUUUCGUGUUUACUCUUUGAAUGAAGAUCGUGUCGACGUUGGUCUUGAUCUCCGUUACUUAUUACCACAAAAAAAUUAAUUAAAAACAUUUUUUGCUAUUCCCUUGAUAUUUUGACCCUUUUUUCAGUUUACAUCAAUCAACCACGAAAUAUUCCGCGAACUCUUCACCAAAUACAUGGAUUUUCUCAUCGAACGCAUAUUCAAGUGAAUUUUUUGAAAUUUCAAAUCAAAAUUUUUUAGAAACCUCCCCCUGCAAAUAUUGGUCAAUACGUUUUUGGUCCGGAAUGAAGUGCCCUUUUUUGCAGAGAUCAUGUUGAAGUAUCUCAUGUCAAGAAUGGCCUUUUUGUCGGGUAUUUUUUUUUCUGUUGUUAUUUGUCUUAUGGAACCGUUUCAGUGAGCAAUGAGAAGACAAGUCUUUAUGUGAAGCUGUUCAAAAUAAUUUUUUCCGCGAUCGGAACCCACCAACCAAACGUAGAGGGCGAGAAAAUGCUCAAGGUUGGUUCCUUUCAAAUCUAGUCUUCAAAAAUAAGAAGGAAGAAAAAAAAAAGGAAAAUACAUUUUCACAAAAAAUUUUACUCUUUUCACAUGACUUUACUCAUUUUUUGAAUUUUUUUGCGAAAACCAUUCAUCUGAAAUUUCCUAGUGCACUGUUUUUCGACAUUCUUGCCUACGGUCUCAGGUCGUGAGAAGGAUAGUCAGAAUCAUACCGGCGAUAGGAACUUUCUCAAACUCAACUUUGUUCAGCCGUACCUGCCAGACCUGAUCCGCCAGUCGACGACCUUGGCCCUGAGCGCUCGCGAGCCGCUCAACUACUUUUUGCUCCUUCGGGCCCUCUUCAGGUCCAUAGGCGGCGGCGCUCACGAUAUUCUCUACGGAAAAUUCCUUCCACUUCUGCCCAAUUUGCUCCAGUUUUUGAACAAACUCCAGGUAGUUUAUUGGGUCUCCGCAAGGUUCAGAGUUCAUUUUGCAGUCCUGUCAACAUCGAAUCCAGAUGCGGGAACUCUUCGUCGAGCUGUGUUUGACCGUUCCUGUCAGGCUUUCAUCUUUGCUCCCUUACUUGCCUCUUUUGAUGGACCCGCUCGUUUGUGCGCUCAACGGAAGCUCUUCGUUAGUUCAGCAAGGUUCGAAAUCUUGAAACAUAGAAAGAAGCGGAAAACUGCUGUGCUCUUCAGAACGUUUUUUGUUUUGCUUAACUAACAGUUGGGUGUGUGUUCCUUAAAAAUACUAGCACUUCAAAAAAGUGAUUUUUUGUUGUUGUUGCUGCAAAACCUACUGAGAAGAAAAGAUGAGCAAAUAGGAUAAAAACCUAUCCCCUUUUUACCUAUCCCCAAUCUGUCUAUGUCAUGAAAACGUUCAGGCCUACGAACUCUGGAGCUGUGCGUGGACAAUCUGCAGCCGGAGUAUCUCUUUGAACACAUGGCUCCAGUCCGCGGCGCUCUUAUGCAAGGUCUUUGGCGCGUCGUCGGCACUUCGACCGACCCCAACUCGGCCAACGUCGCCUUCAGAAUUCUCGGCAAAUUCGGCGGAGCCAAUCGAAGAAUGCUCAACGAGCCACAGGUUUCAGCGAAAAAAAAAGCAAAAUGAUUCUCGGGGUUGCAGCAGUUGCAAGUCGUCGACAAGGAUACAACUCAGUCACGUGUGAUCAUCUACUUUGAUCGCGCCGAUCCAAGUUCACUUCAUGGUCCAUUCUUGAGAACCGAACUGCCUCUUGAUGAACUGAUGAAAACGGCCGUCGAAACUAUGAAGUACUUUUUUGAUUCAUAAGUGCAAUAAUCAGAAGAAAACUUGACAAAACAUUUUUUAAAUUUUAUUAUAGGUAUUUAUUAUAGUUAAAUAGUUAUAGUUGCUGUUUUCUCCCAAAAAGUGCUCACCUUUUAUUUUAAUUGAUUUUUCACCUCGGGACUAUCGAUUUUCAGGCUCUGUGCCUUGCAAGGAGAGCCAAACGCCCAGUCUCCCUUAGGUCCACAGCCCAAUCUUGCUCAAAUUCCCAACUUGCACUUACGACAACAGUGUAUGGAGGUAGUUUCGUUUCACUCAUUUUUCAAAAUGCGGGAUUUAAAAAAAAUUCGAAAUGCAACAAAAAGAAACCGUUACAGCUUGCAAAAUCGGUUCUGUUGACGGCGUUGGGACCGAUGGAGUUUUCCUCGGAGAGCUGGACGAAUUCACUUGUCGAACAUCUCAAAAAACAGUUCAAAGUGAGUACCGCCUUUUCAGCAUUGGCAGUUUCAUUUGCUGCAGACCUUCGAUCUGACCGAUGCUCCGACCAAUGUGUACAAGUGCUCGCGAGAAAAAGACCGACAGCUCUACAUAAACGCUUUGCUCGUCCUCUUUUGUGAGUGAUAGAUCGAAGAUGAAAGAAACUUUUUUGAUUAGACGGAGUCCGCGGAAAAGACUUGCGUCAGUACUUAAAGUUCUUCAACGCAGUCUUGCGUCAGCUGUCCAUCCAAGCAGUUCUCGAGUUUGUCGGUCAGUCUGGUUCCUCUGAAUGGGAGCAUCCACGGAUGAUUUUGAGGCGGCAACAAGUGGAUAAGACAGUCGGAGAACGAGCAAACUCUGCACCUGUGCAUGGACGCAGCCAUUCUCGUCGAUGCCCUCACCUCGGCUUUUUCCGACUCCAACAAGGAUUUCUGUUUCUCGGCGAUGGUCGCUCUACUGCACAUCAGUGACACUUGUGGCUGGAUUCUUCAAGACAUCAGUCUGGUAUGUCCAGAAUAUGUUGAAUAUCUCAAAUCGGCCAACUCAUCUGCGUUUUCAGAUGUCAAAAGUGCCGUUUUGCCGUUACCUGGUCGAGAAACUGAUGCAGUUGUGCUACGGACCAGCCUGGUUCGCGCGCUUGGGCGGCGCCAGUGCCCUGGGCUACAUGGUCGACAGUUUUCCUUUGAGUUUCAUUGAGGACAAUAUGAUCAAGAUUGUCGAAAGCAUGGUCGAGGUCAGUGUGAAUUCAGUAGAAACUGAGAAUUUAUUUUGGAAGAUCAAAAAAUAAGUUGAUUUCCUUGGACAAACGAGAUCCACGAAAUUUCCCAUUCAAGGUUCUGAUUGGGACGGUCGACGAAAUCUCUUCGGGGGCCGUGGACAUGGCGAUCGAAGGCCUGGAGAAGUUGCACAGGAAGGUCAUCAACAAGUGCUCGCCUCAAGAUUCGCCUCAAGUUGCCGCAGAAAACGAACGACGUCUCCACAUUUUUGUUUCAUAUUACUCCAAACAUUUCUUCCACGGCAGCAGUGACGUCCGCGAAAAAGUUCUCUCCAAGCUUGAAUUUUUCCAUCAAUUACUUUUCAUAUCAGAUGCGCGCUUUACUCCAACAGUGUGCCCAGUUGUCGGCUAUUAGCGAAACCUACGACGCCUUCAUUUUCCGGUUCAAGGGCUACUUCGUCAAGGAUAUUGGUGGGUUUUGGUAUCGAGAAUCACUUUUUGAGCAUUUAUUCGUUGCUCUUCAGGCGAAAAAUAAAUCAAAAAUCUUCAGAAAGAACUUUGAACACGGCGCCGUACCUGUCGUUGGCGGACGCGACGGCUUCUUUCGACGCCAUCUACGAGCUUCUGAGUGUGAAACCUUCCCUGUACCCCUUCACAGAGGAUCGCCAGAGGUGGCAUCGCUUUCUCGGACUUCUUCUCGAACAUUGCCAACAGGACGCGGCAGGACUCUUGCAACGGUUACUCAAGAUUUUACCAAAUAAUAAUCCAAUUUAUGAUUUUGAAGAGAGAGCUUUAAAAAGUCGGAAAGUUGUCCAGCUCAUUUCUUGCCGCCGAUCCCGAUUUGCGACCAGAUAGAAAUUCUCCGCGCCAACGCUUUAAGUAGGCUAAAAAAAUGAAUUUGAGUUCAGCAGUACUUUUUAGGGGCUCUUAUUGCUUGUUACAAUAUGAUGAAGCCGUCGGAGGACUGUAUGGACUUUUCAGAAAUCGCCUCGGAGGAGACAACAUUGCAUAGGAAGAUGGAGGUAAAAGGAUAUUUUAGUGGGAUUGUGUUUCGAAAUGCCAAUACCUCGGUCAUUUCGAAACUCUUUAUACGAGAGAAUCUCGAGGAUCAUUUCUAAAAAGAGUUUGCCUUCGUGUUGGAUAUAAUGAUUCGAAUAUUUUUAUCUUUAGUAGGAUGUGACCUUUUCCAGCAACUGAAGUUUGAGUUGGCUGUGGAAAAAAGCCCGGUGACAUUGACCGACGUGAUUGCGGAAGAUGUGAGGAAUCCAGAAAAUCGGCUGGUCGUAGUGGCUCUCCGCGCGACUCUCGAUUUGCACAACGAGAUCGUGAGCACCGCCGGAAUGCAAGCUUUGGUCAAGGUUUAGAGAAAAACUAGACUCGUAGGACCUCAAAGAAGGAAUUUCAGUGCGCUCCCAUUUCUCUGGAAGUUCUAUCCGCCGUCGGGGAGGAAACAGUCAAAGAGAUCAUGGGGAGCAGCCAGCUGCUGCCUACUGAAGUCAUCCAGUUGGCGCGUCUUUUCGACCUCAAUCCCGAUAUUUUGACGCCAGAACUAGCCGAAAAGAUCGUCGUACGUUCAUCUUAAAUCACACGAAAAUAAUGCAUUUCCUUUUCAGUUUUAUUCGUUUUUUUAGGGUCACAUAACGAACUGGAAGCCAAACUCGUCUCCAGUAGUGGAAAACCAGGAGAAACAGCUGCCCUCCGAAUCGACGAGUGACAAGAGAUUGGCCGAAAUCGACGCGAUCAGCGAGGCGAUCAGAAUCCUGGCCGGAAGCCAAACCGCGACGACGGCCCAACAAGCGGUGGCCAUCGCUUCCUUCAUUGCGUCCUUCGAAUACACCUACACGCAAAAUGUCUUUUUCUUUCUUAUUCUUCCUGUUCGAAAAUUACAAACCUUGUUCUUACAUGUUUUUUUUUGGUAGAGGGACAUGAAAGUCCACAAAAUUGACUAGUUCUGAGAAUAUAAUCUUCAAAACCGCACUUUUUCGCCAAUUUUCAGAAAAAGCUCCUCCUACAACAAAGAUAGUCGUUUUUUGCUUACAUAACAUUUUAAAUUGAAUCGCCGACAAAAGUAUUCGGCUUUGUAGAAGAAAUCUCAGUAAUCAAACGUGAUUCGAAAUUUUCCGAUUUUGAAUAAUCUUUUGAAUUUCACGUUCAAGCAAAAAGGGAUAAAUAAGGGAAAUCAUUCAUUGAACAUGAUUAAACGUUUUAUUUUAUUAUUUUUCAAGUGACGUCUUUUAUAGGUUUCACCCAACUUCAAUAGAAACAUAGCCAAGAUGCUGGCGCGGUUCCCGAAGCAGGCCAUCCAGUUCCUCUACAGCGAAGAGAGCGUCGAAAUGCUCGAAAGACGCGCCUUGUUCCGUCAAAUCAUCAAGCGCGAAGAAGCCCUUCCUGUCCGAGAAGAACUCAUUCGGAACGUCGUUUACUUUGAGAAUGCGAUCGAAGGCCGCGCCUUGGUAGGAUCAGCCUGUUUUCAGUCACUGAAAAAGUUCUCAGAACGCGGAAGGCCAGUGGAAGGACGUCGUCGGGGACAACGAGGCCGCCGAGUUGAUGCUCAUCGAAAGGGAACAACUCACGCUCACCCUCAUUGACCACAUCUCGCGGAUCCACGUCGACUGGUUCGUCUCGCCAACGUCUCCUGUCGGACGCAUGAAAGAGGUCUGAAAUCCCCGUUUGUCUGUUUUUCUCAAGGAAAAUAAUGCCUCUAUAGUUCAAGCGACAUAGCAGUCACAUGAGCUUUUCAUACAGUUUCCACAUAAUAACCAACCAUCUCAGAACAAUUUUAGAGAUAAAAAUUUUAAGGACUACCACAAAGGUAGGUCACUUCUGUAGGAUGAUUGUGAUGUCUCGUUUGCGAUCAGAAUUUGUGAAUCAAUCCACACUUUUUUCUUGCUUUUUAAUAGUUUUUUUUAUCUCUUUUAGUGAGGAUAGGUUUAGACUACUCUCUCUUGUUUAUGAUGUUAACUUUUCAUUCAAAAAAUCCUUAGUAUUAAAAAUACAUUUUUCUACUUUUUUUUCCCUACUAGUUUUCAAAAAUAUUUUUUCCUACCAAAUCCAAACGUCAAGUUUGAAAAGCUGCUUCCAACAGAACAGGUCUGUGUCGUGUCAGUUUUUAGAAGAAUAAUCAGUUUGAUCCUCGAAAGUUUUAAUUAGAUUCUACUUAGAUCUAAAAAUGUUUGGAAAACCCUUUUUGUUAACUGUUUUACGAUGAACAAUCUACUUUUAUUCAUUAAGUUCGAAAUUGCUGUAGAGUUCCUAAAAUAUGUUCUACACUAUAAAAUCAAUGGAAGAAUCUGUAGCUUUGGAACAAUGCCGAGUUCAAAAAGCGAUACAUUGUGCGGGUUCCUGGAGAGGACGACCGCAAGCGGAUCACCGUGCGCUGGAUGACUGAACACAAGUACAAAGUGCCGAAACUAAUCAUCAACUGCUUCAUUCGUUAUCUGAGGUGACUCAGUAUCAGAGUGAUGAUUUCAAUAAUUUACGACUUCAGAAUGAACAACGAGGACUACGAACUUCUGUUUGACGUUUUGCUCGUGUUCGUGGGAAACUUCGUCACCGACUUUUGCUACGUUCGCGAGUUCCUCGAAAAAGAAAUCAUCCCGGUCAGAGACGGAAGAGUAUGAACAACGAAAAUGGAUUAUUCGCAGGUGGUUUCCUUGGACUGGCGUCGAGACGCGUUCAUUCGAGUGAUGGAAAAGUUCGAGACGAAUCCAGAGAAGGCUGUGACUGACUUGAGGAUGGUCAAGGCCAUCCAGUACCUCGUAAUUCCUUCCCUCCACUGGGCCUUCGAGCGCUACGACGUCGACACGGUUCGUUAUACUGGGAUGCCAAUAAUAUUUAUGAAAAAACACAGAUUGUUGGUCCUGGACUCGCUUCUCCUGAAACCACCGAAGAGGAUCCGGCCAAUCUCGUGUCCAGACUUGCCAAGGUGAGAAGAAGACGCGUUUUGAAAAUUUUCGAGGAUCUUUAAAAGAAGAUCAAAAGUUUUCCAGAUUAGAGUGAAAUACAUUUCAAAAUGCAUCUUUUAAUGGUUUUUUUAUUCUAGUUCUUACAAGGAGAUGCCUUUUUUUUUCGCGAUUUUUCUGAACAAAGAAAGUUAUUUUCGCAGGUAGUCGAUGCGCACCGACUGAGGAUGAGUGACGGAAUGGUCAUCGUCUUUUACCAACUUUGCACUCUUUUUGUUCAAUAUGCUCCGCAGCACAUUCACAACAACGCCUGCAAGUACGUUUCUGUUUCACCAAUAUAGUCAUUUUUCUUUUCUGAACUUAAAUCGAAUUUUUAAUUAUUUUACCCUGCUCAAUAGCCUCGAAAAAUGAAAUAAACUAAAAGCAGGCAGAAAUAAAAUAUAUUUUUUUUUCUGAAAUGAUCCCCAAUUUUGUUUUCAGAAGACAAGGAGGCAGACUCCGAGUGUUUAUGUUGUUUGCCUGGCCGUGUCUGACUCUGGCCAACUCCCAAGACCCCACGACCCGCUAUACUGGCUUCUACUUCUUGGCCAACAUCAUCGAGAGAUUCACGAUAAACCGACGGAUCGUCCUUCAAGUCUUCCAUUGCCUCUCUUCGACAUAUCUUUCCGACAAUCGGGAUCAAGUAUCUUUCGUUUCAAACAUCUUUCUCACGUUUAUUUUUAUCUUAGAUUCGCAAAGCUAUCGACAUUUUGACCCCGGCGGUGCCGAUGAGGAUGGAGGACGGUCAUCAACAAAUUCUGACGAGCGUCCGACGUGUUCUUCUCGAAGAGUCGCACAACCUUGCCCACGUUCAGCAUGUCUUGUUAGUUUUGAUGGGUCAAAAAAGAUUCAAACGGACUUUCUUUCUAAAAAAAGAUGCACUCUAGUUUAACUUCCGAUGAUUUUGCCAAAGACUUUGCGCUCAAUUACAAAGCUCUUUUUCACGCGUCAAUCCUCUCAUUGCGCUCAUCAUUUUUUGGUCAAGAAAAGUUCAAAAACAAAAUUAAAAGUUUGUUUUUCCCUACAUAUUACCUGAGAAAAGUCAAUUCUGAAAAAAUAAUUUCCUUUUUCAAUGCACCGUUAUUUGAAGCUUGAUGGUCGUUCGAAACUACCGGGUUUACUAUCAAGUUCGCCACGAACUCGCGGGACCUCUAAUGGCCGCUGUUCAGAGGGCUAUAGUGACGCCAAAUAACGUCAUGGACAGGUGAAAUCAACUUUGUAUAUACCUUUUUUGAUCUAGCUUCAUUUUUUUUUCAUCAAUUUGUUUCAGUAUAUUGACUCGGAAACUGGCUGUUGAUGUUUGUGAGAUGAUCAUCAAGUGGGAUUUGCUACGCGCUUUCCUCACAGAUCCGCAGUCUCAAGUAACCGCAGAACAAGCCAUGGAGGUUCCCCACAGAAAAAAAUAUUCUUCAAAGACGUUUCUUGAGGUUGACAAACUUCUGGAAAAACUGAAGACGUCGAACGAUAAGGAAGAAACGACAGACCCGAGCGGCAGGACCUCCGACAGCUCAGGGAUUCCGUCGUUUGCCAAAGUUGGCGAGAAGGACGAUCCGUUGACGAAGGCCAUCCACAAGGAACAGACCGACCAAGUCGUCAACCUUCUCAUCCGUUUCGCUCUUCAGGUCCCUCCUCCAACCUUUUUGGUUAAUCCUUCGACUUUAUUGAUCUUUUUUUUUGUAAUUUUUUAUCGCAAUACUUUAAAAUUCUAUCAUACCUUCGAAGAAAAAGGCAGCUUUAGAUGAACCAGCUCUCCAUAAAAGAACAUGAAUUUUUUCGUGAUGUUUGGAAAAAUUUUCAUUCGUGAAAUUAUUUCUUUUUUUAUCAAACAAACUGUUCUAUCCGACGAUUAGAAAUCAAACCUUUGAAUAUUUUUGGAUCCAAAAAGUCAGCCGCCGUGUUCUUGGUUAGCAUUUCUAUAAGAGCAAAUAAUGAGAAAAAAAAAUGUUUGCAAGGGAGUUUUUGCAGCAGCCGCAGCCGGGAGUGCAGCCGACGAUGAUGCAGUCGGCGCAGGAGAUGUGCAAACGGAGCCAGUCGCUGCUCCGUGCCGCCUUGAAGCCCUCGGUGUGGGGCAACUUCGCCACGAUCCGACCUAUCAUGCUCGAGAAGCAGAUGACCAUCUCGCAGGAGGCUCUCAACAACAUGCGGCAGGAAGGCAGCCAGUCGUCGCAAUCCUCAAACAUGCCCACGCCUGCCCAGCAGGCUUUGGAACUCAUUCUCUCUAUCAUCAAUGUCGUCGUGAGUCUUCAGAGGCGUCGUUCACGUCUUCUGUUGUUCUUUUUCAGCCAAAACCGUUGCUUCUUCAAACAAUUCGACCACUGCAGCGUGCCAUCAUUUCCUGCUUGAACACCGGCAUCGCUAAUGUCAGUUUUUCAAGUUCAUGACUAGCCUUUUAGUUGAAUAGUCAUUGAGAAUGAGAAAAAAAAACUUGCGUUUUGAUUUUACUUUUAAUGUUUUUGUAUUUCCUAUGAAACACCAACUCUUGAGGUACAAAAAGCCAGCUCAAAUAUUGACCGUGUUUAGCUAAUUCGUUGCAUCAAUGUCCUGCUCGGAAAACUGCUGGAGCGAACCAACCACUCGCCUAAUGGACUGGAUGAGCUGGAGACCUUGAACCAAUAUCUCAACAAGUACCUAAACGAACAGUUUGCUGCUGGAAACAAGUAUCUCAUCAAUCUCCAGCACAGAAAUGUCUAUUUUCUCUCCUAGAACCGCCAGCAUGCCUACUCAGCACAUGUUCACUCCAUUCUCUCUGCUGCGGACCAUUUGCAGCUACGAACCGGCGUAUUUGGACACAGUGUGCUUGCAGACAUUCAUUCGGGUUGGAAUCUCUCGAAAGUUGGUUUUGAGAUUAUGUUUGUGCUCAGAUAAUGGAAAAAGCAGCGAGAGAACAUCUUACGACGCCAAUGCAAACACCGGCUACAAUCAACGAACGAGGUGACUUCGGAGAGCCUUUUCUUUUUCUAGAAAUAAAUUUCUCGCACAAAUCCUUCAUUCCGUAUAAGUCUUCAUUCAAGUGGCUGUUCUUGUUUUGGCCUUUCAACUAGAGCACAAGGUCCAGCUAAAACAUCCAAAAUAUUCUGAUCCUCCACUUCGCCAAAGGCGGCUGUUCUAUAUGACUUAAUAACUUCUUGUGUGCCGCCUAGUCGAUCAAUUCUGUGCCUAAACAGAAAAUCGAUGUUUUAUUGUUGUAGAGCAUUUUUGACUUCUCUCAAGUCUGAUUCAAAAAAAGGGUUGUUAUAAAAAAGGCUUUUCAGAUCGAGCUAUUAAUGAGCUGGUGUCUCUUUCGCUGGAACUGAUCCGACCGCGAAUCGAGUUCAUCUCCGGAGACACUAAGCGCUACAUCGGCCAGAACAUUUUAUUGGUGCUCAUCGACAGAUCGAGCCACGAAAAGAUCUCCGAGAACGUACUGCGUGUCAUAGGCGCCAUGAUCUCUGAGGGCGACCCCGAGGUCCGUUUAAUUUUUCAAUUAAGAAAAUUUCGAUUUUUUUUUGAAAGUGAAUGACGUCAUUUCUGGGUUCGGUUGUUUUUUUCAUUUGAGUUUUAUUUACAACCAUUCUAAAUAACGAUUCUUAUUGCAGACAACUAUCGGAACUGCAUUGCCGUUGUUGAUUCGCUACCAGAAUGUCAUAGAUAAAAGAUUCAAGUACGUAAAUCAUCUUCUUUUUUUUUUAUGACAAAAAGUUUGUAUUCAGAAAUGCCAAAGAUAUAAAGCCGAACUUUUUGAUGUUGCUCUUGAAAGUAUUCGAAAAUGAGAAUUGGAGACAAACCGAGCUGGCGGACCGUCUUCUCGAAGGCUUUCACUGGGGACUCACGUCGCCGGUCGGUAUAAUUCUGCUUCAUAGGAAAAAAGAAUAAUUUAGCCAUCAAUCCAAAUGGGAUUCCGGUAAUAUAAGAAAAUUUUUAUCUCGAAAAUUUUUCAAAAUGUAUGCUCACACUUUCACACAAAGAAGCCAUCGGGGCAUUUGAAAGAUAGUUUUCUCAGCAUGAAGAAAUUAUUGAGACUAUCCAAUCGCAGGACGCCGAGAUUCGUGAGAAGUUUCUGAGCACCUGGGAGAACACGACGCCCGAACUGAAGACGCCAGACGUCUAUCAGCGACUUCGUUUCGUGAUGCGUGGCGUCGAUUGGGCACGCUUCCGCGAGUUUUUCUGGUUGCGUCACGUCUUCUGGCUAAUUUUGCGUUGUGUCCGAAAAGCUAGUGGUAAUAUAUUCGCUUUUUUUGUCAAUAAUAUAGCCUCAAUUUUCUUUUUGUUUCAAAUCUCUUUUACUAUACUUUUUAUUUCACAGAUAUGAAGGAAACACUUCUGAAACGUAAACGGAUGUUGAUGGAAGAUUGUGCGACGUUUUGGAAAACGUUCGAGUUUUCAGCCAACCUUCAGACUAUGCAGCUUCACCCUACUGUAACUGAGAAACUGGAUAGGUUUUCAUGUGACUAUUUAUUCAGAACGAGCAUAUGGAAACUGAUGACGGAGGACUGUCGAAAAACCUGCUGACCAUGCUCGAAGAUCAGAAGCCGCUCCUCGACGAGGCCGCGAGUUUCGACUUUGCGGAGUCGAUCGAGUGCGUAGCGCACAUCGCCUUCGGAGUCCAAGGUUGGAAGCUCUAAUAAUAUAAACAUCUUGUCGGUUUCCAGACACGGGUUUCUUGGCCAAUGUGUGGGUAGAUGUGUUCAAGUCGAUAUGGAUUGGACUGGAGGCGAACGAGCGGCAAUCGAUUGAAGGUGAGGUUGAGGGGGAAACAUCCAGUCAAAGAUUUGUCCCUGCAGCUCUGAUUGUGCCGUUCCUGAGCAGCGGUGUCCACAACUCUUUCGUCUCCGGAGCCGAGAAGUCCGUCCUCGCAGUCUGGUUGCGAGCCGUGCAGUACUUUUCGCCGCCUCUGCCACCAGCUCUCAUCAAGGUUCAAACAAAAGAACUUCCAUCUGAGAAUUCACACUCUCUUCUUUUUGAAAUGUCUUGCAGCUACACGAAAAAAAACUCGAAGAAAUCAGCAAAAAAAAUCAAUUUUUUUUAGAUUUCUUUUCAUAAACAAUAGCUGAAAAGUUCAAAUGAAAAAGAAAGAAAGAAAAUUAAUUUUAAAAGACAUAAUCUUUGCGAUCACAUCUCCAUCCAACUAGUUGUCACAUUUAUGACGCUUUAUAGCUUUAAAACUCCCUACACUAGAGUUUACAUCUUGUGUUACUUUUUUCUGAGAAUCUCUCUUCAUAAAUGAUGUUGAGAUGCUUUUUUUAUCACACCCUUUAACACAAAAACCUUGAUUCAGUUGACGAAGAUUCCCUUUUCAGUUCAUUUCAACGCGCCACGAGUGCUGGCACCUCGGGAUGGAGCUCCUGGAACGGCAGGCGAUAUGCAUUCCGCGUCUGCAAAGCGCUAAUCCGUUUGACAAUCCUGUCGAUCAGCAAUCUCAAGUUUCUCACUCUUUCACCAUAAGUCCUAAUUUUAUCUUUUGAGGACGUUCUCGAACUCCUGGCUGACUUGUACUCCGAACUAUCUGAACUCGACCAGUUUGCGGCUGUUUGGGACCGUAGAGCUGUUCUCUCCGAAACAUCACAAAUUGUAGCCAAAGCCCAAUUGGUUGGAAACAUUUUAGCUCAGAAAAAAUAUUCAUUUUCUAGGGUGACUGGGAGGGCCUCAUGAGGUACAUAGAAGAACGCAGCAGCGGCGUCCUAGGCAAACUCGGCGAGUCCAUCUCGAACUCCGUAGACUUCCACGUUGAUCCGACUCGCAACCGGGAGUACGAGUUAUGGCUCAGCUACUACGAUCAGUCAGUCUCCGUUUGAGAAUCCCAAAAUCUCCCUCUGUUCAGGUCACUGAAAGAACUCAUGCAUUGGGAACCCUUGCGCGACCUCUCCAAUUCUGAAGACAUCCAGAAUCUCCAGUCUUUGAUGCUUUCCACUAUCCAUACUCCGGACUGGGUGACAGCCGACGUUUGCCGACAACAAGUCUCCAUUCUUGCCUUUCUUCCAUCUUAAACUAUCGAUUACAGAUCCAAGGAUGUGUUCCUCCAACCUUCCUUCCAACUUUCACCAUUUACAAUGCUAUAAUGAGCUUGAUGGUGAGUUCUUUCAUAUGAAAGUUCUUUUCAGGUGAUGAAAACAAAAAAAUAAGUGUGCCGGUAGCAUAGCUUUAUAAGUCUCAGAUCUAGGAAAGUGAAGUUUUAUGAAUUGAGUGAAAUUUUGAAAAAAAGUUUAAUUAUUAUGCAGUCACUUGGAAAAAUACUUCCUCAAAAUGGUUUUUUUAUGUUUGAAACUUUUUUUAAUUAUGGUUAGUAAUCUAUUUUUUUGUUUUUUUGAGAUAGCACCUUUUUCCAUUUUUUUCGGUUUUUAGAGUACAUAUGAAAAAAAUUCUCAAAUUUUUGAAUAUUCCAAAAAAAGGCAUUUUCAAGGUAAUUAACCUAACUAACGUACGAUAAAGACUGGCUGGGUCGAAAUUCCAAAAAAGCUUGCAGCCACUUCAUAUGGUUUUAUUUCCAUAAACGAAAAGUGUUAUCUGAAUGAAAAGGUUGAAGAGAUCUAUAAAGCGUGUAAUUAUGUGAAUGGUCCAAAAAAUGAAAGAAAAAACUCUGGUUUAUCAUUAGAAAGCUUAAGGUGAACGAAGAGAAUUCGUCGACGAUGCGUCAGAAGGUGAAAAGGUCGCUGGAAGAUGCAAUUCAAGUCAGUCAUAUUUUGUCCGUUCUCUGGUGCAAUCUGCGAUUUUAGGUGCACAUUUCUCGCUGGCGGUCGCUCCCCUGUGUCGUUUCCAAUGCGCAUGCCAAGUUGCUUCAGGUAGAGUGAAAUGGAUUGAAUUUCCAAGAAAAAAAAGCCAAGGACGACACAAAAAAGACACAGAAGCGAAUGCAAAAAUAAAAAGACGAUAACGAGAGUUAAUUAUGAUUUAUAGUGGUUCUUUUUAUUUUGGAAAACUAAAGAAAAAAAGCGAUGAGAAUUUAAUCGAAGUUAACUUCGAAAUAAAAACUAAAUUGUUGUAACUUUUUUAGGCUAGGAAGUAUAAAGAUUAUUUUUAAAGAAGUUCGAAAACUAAGAAAAUCAUAAAAUAAAAAAAGUAGCUACAAGAAUUAAAGAAUAAGUAAAAUGAAUUAUUUUUUUAAUUAUAAUCUUUGAACAUCUCCAGUCAAUGAACAUGAUCCGAGAGGUGGAAGAAUGUGUGGAACUCCGUUUCGCCAUUUUCGAGCAAACGAACAAAUACGAAGUGCAAGUGCUGACCGAAAUGAAGACCGUCAUCAAAGUUUGGAGGUUUUUUUUCUCGUUUCAAUCAAUAUCUAACGCCUUUUUUUCAGAAACCGGACGCCGACGAUAGCCGACGAGAUGAGUUUCAUUUCCUUGAUGUAUGAUUGGCGGUGUCAAAUGCACACGCUAGUUUUGAACAAAUUCGAGGAAUGGGACAAGUUGGGGGUGAGAGGAAAGAGAGAAUUCCGUUAGAAAAUAUUUUCAUUUGAGGUUGUCGUUCCGGCAGCGGCCAGCGGCCAGUCCAUUCUGCCGAUUCACUCGGCCGCCCAGGGAACUUUGGCCAUCGCUAGAGCGGCUCGAUCACUUGGCUUCUACAACAUUGCACUCGACUAUUUGAACAAGUUUGAUUCAUUCUUUGGUAGGAAGUUGAAUAUUAAUAAUUUUUGACAGCUCGGUUAAAGAUCCGCGUGAACCCUAACGAGUUCACUUGGAUUUAGAAUUCAAAAGAUUACAUAGUACAACUGUACAUAACUACAGCUUAUAAUUUUUCAUCUUUUCUGCGCGGCCCUGAAAUUUCUGAUGUUUGAGGAGUCGAGAAGUCAUUCAAGUCUCCGAACGUCAUCAUUUUCAAAGUUCAGACUGGCAACGCUGGUCACGGUGCCGAUGCUAGACGCUCAUCAGAAGGUGACGGAACACGUGCGAGUCCUGCGAGCGAUGGCAAAGGCCUCGCGAAAAGACGGAGACGAGAAGGGCUGGCGGCAGUCCAACUACGAGGCUCUCGAGAUUCUCGAGGAACUCCGCGCCGAGGAACUCAACCGCGAACAGCUGGCCAAGCUCUACUGCCAGAAGGCGUGUGUCCUCAGCGAAAUCGGCAGGUGAUCCAACUCACUUCUUGAUCUUUUGGACAUUCGGCCUCUUCAGGUUCUCCGACGCCGAGUGCACGUUUUCUGCGGCGGCGCAGCUCGUCGACAUGCAGAUUCCGAUCUCUCAAGUUGCCACGAGCUGCAUGAAGUCUUGGGGCCACUAUCUCUACCGAAAAUUCCUUUCGCGCCCGUUCGUUUCUUUUUUCCUUCUCUGUGAAAAAAAAAAUGCAUUUCUUGUUUUUCAAAGCUUUCUUCAAUCUAUCUCGAUCUAUCUUAUCAAAAUCUUCUAAUAUCACUAUAAAAGGUCAGCGACAUUUUUGCAGACCAUCUCUUGCGUCUUCGGAAGCGUUCGCGCGUCCAGCGGUCAACAACUAUCUGUGCGCCGCCCGUGUAGAUAACGAGCCCAAGGCGAGAAAGUACAUAGCUCGGUAGGCUGUCAGUCGGACGUUUCCACCGACCUUCUCUCGAAUUUAGUGUUUUCUGGCUCUCGAAACACAUCGAUGUUUGUGGAGACGAGGCGAAAGAGUCUAUGAAGAGAGUUGUGCGCAACAGCGUCCGCUACCUCAACACGUACAACUGGUUAUAUUGGUAAGUUUCUUUCCGCAAGGAGCUCUUUUUAAGAGAAACAAGAACCGUAAAAAGAUCUUGAGAUGUUUUUUCUUAUUUCAAGUUUUCAAUAUCUUUCAAAAAUUUUGAAUCUUCCUUUUUUUAUAAGAUCUUUAGUUAGAAGCCGUGAAAGUUCAAAUAGGCUUUUCAGAAGCGAAUUUUUCCUAUGCAUGAAAAAGUUAUUGUUUGCAAUGAAAAAGUUCAGGCUCCCUCAAUUGAUGACGGACAUAAAACGAAAUUCGCACUCGCCAUUCAUUCAUAUUCUGAUCAAGGUAAACAUUUAUUUGAUCCUAGUGAAAAAUUUUCUGGAAUCAAUUACUCAUAAACAAAAAAAAAAGAAAAGAAGGCCAGAAAGGAUUCUUCUUUUUUAUUAGAGGGCAUUGUGAUUUCUUGUUUGAGUACUUUUUUUCAGCUGGCCGGAGCCUAUCCGAUGCAAACUUUCUACGGCCUCCGCGAAGUGAUGAGUCCUUCUUUCAUAAACAGGAUUUGUGCUGAAGGUUUUUCAGUGCAGUUCCUCAUCUCACUUAGUUUGCUUUUUGAAGAUUCGCAGCCCGAAGAAGACGAGAAGCCGGACGAGUUCGCCUACGAAGAAAAAUUACCGUCGGAAAGGGUUCUCAGAAUCGUCUUGCGUCACAGACCUACCGACGUUCGGGUGAAUAUCGCAGCUAACUUAUCCAAAAAAACAGAAAUUAUUAUCAGUGAAUCGACGAAGAUAAUCAUGCUUAAUUUUGCAAUCAAAAAUCGAAAAAAAAAAAUAAAAUUUACAACUCGAAGAAAGGUUUUUAUGAAAUUGACUAUGACAGGAGUUCAUAUUUGGAAUUUUUAUUAGGAAUCGGAAACAAAAAUAGAAAAGACGUCGAGUCACAUGUCCAAGCUGAUUCAAAGUUUCAAGGUUUUCAAUCGGUUGCUCAGUGAAUUGGACGAGAUGCGGGAGCUGUGGACAGAACGACAUUUGAGAUUUGCAAUCGCCCUCAAAGACCAACUCUUUAUGUGAGUUCCUCGAGGACCUGAUGAGGGAACAACUAUCGGCUCAGGGAUCUCUACAACCAGAUGAGCUCUCCUUUGAAAGGAGCUGAGCCUUCCUUCACCUCGGUGGGCCUGAUCGAACGAUGGAGGCUACAUCUGGAAGAAGACCUGGAGCGACAUCGCGCUCGUGCAUCUCUCGAACUGACGCCUCAACGUCUUCAGCUGCAAGUUCCGCGGCCGGUCUCUGGCUACGGCUCCGCUCGCGGGUGUCUCCGGCCAGAAGAUUCUGUCGUCGAAGAGUUGCUUUUCGAAAACGAAGUCCCCCGUGCUUCUGAUGACGUCAUCAUAGUAGAGCCUGAAUACGUCGUAUGUCUCUUAAGAGCCCAUCUGUUUCUAAAUUGUUUUCUUUCCAGUUUGUCAGCGAAAUGACCUCGAAAGUGUUGAACAAACUCAUGACGAACGUCAAACUUCUCGAGUUCACCGAAUUUUUGAUCGAUUGGAUCAAGGCACUCAAUAAGCGACUCGACAAAAUGCCAAAGUACUUUUCUUGCAAUUUUUGAGAUUUUUUCCUGCAAAGCUAACUUUUUAUAGGAAUGUUCCGUUGGACAGCGUCAGCAACUACUUGGCUCAGUUCACUCAUCGCGUCGCCUGCAUAGAGAUGCCUUUCGACUUGAUGAAUGUGCUGAAAGUGCGUAACCACGUCAACAACUCGGUCAGUUUUCCUCCCCUUUAAUCAGCUAACGAGAAUACUUUCCCUGUCGUUUCUUUUCAUUUGAUUCAGUUUCAGAACCAAGCUGGUCAAUACGUUUCCAUGAUUUCACGUUUUGAUCCACGUGUCGAAAUCGGCGUCCGUGGCGGAAAAGUGGCUCGUCGGAUACAUUUACGAGCGCAAACUGGAAAAGUUGUUUUUUGGAUGAAUUAUUUGCACCUCGUGUCUUACAGACGUGCUCCUACUACUUGAACAAAUCCGUUUGGGAGGAGCCCAUCAACCGCGUUUCUCAGUUCUUCCAGCACGUCAACAACAUGCUCCAAAAAGAAAGGGUGCUUGAUUUCCCGAGUCUUCUCUUUCCAACUCUGAUUUUUCAGGAAACAGCUCGACGUCAUCUUCAUGUUCCAACAGUAGCACAGUUGAGAAUCAGUGGCCAUUCUUCUCUGCAUGAGAUCUCUUGUGAGCGAAUUUACCCUUGUUUGUCCGCAAAAGUAUGCUAAGUCCUAUUUCCUUUUAGAGUUUUAUCCAAUACUCAUUAGUUUCCUUGUUUUUCCUGAGCCAGUUUUUAAUGAGAAGAUCUCGAAAUUCCUCGGAACGUAAAAUUUUCCUGGACCAGAAACAUAAUAUGAAGAAAACUAGUCUUUUUAAAAUUUUUACCAAGGCGAGCAGAAUCAAUGGCUCAUCGAAAAUUUUCAGCAAAUAAGAAUGGUCUUUUGAAAUUUUUUUUUCCAAAUACACUUCUACCAAUUUUCUUUCUCGCUUUUCAAAAACAGAAUUCCAUGUUGCAGACCAAGAAUAACUCGUUUUUCAGCCAUCCAACCGUACAUGCAGUCUUCGGAGACAGGAAUCGCUUCGCCAGCUGCCCUCGUUGAGGUUGUUUGUGAAACGGAAGACUCUUCAACUCCGAGUUUCAGAUCAUUCACCCAAUAAACAUCGUCUCUUCGUCAUACGCCGACAUGGGCCAGCACCCAGACGACAUCGUCCUCACCUUCUUCCAGCAGUUUGAGCUGGCCCACUGGGAGAAGUGGCCCGAGUACUGCAAGCAUCUGCAGCAGCACCGCGAGGCGAACGGACUGCCGCCGUUGUCGGUCUACGACGGCAAGGAGGAGCAGCAGAAGCACGCCAUGAGCGCUCUCAACGUCGUCUACGAGUUUGUUCUUAUUUUUUUUUAUAUUAUCAAGGUUUUCGCUAUUUAACGAAGAGUUUCAAAAAAUUAUUUAAAUCAUGAAGACGAAAAAUAAAAGCAACCUUUAUAUGUUUCUAUGAAAAUAUAUUCAAUUUACUAUCGAGGAAAAAAGAAAGCACCACGAUCGUAAUUGUUUGAAAUUUGAGAAAAGAUCAAUUUAUGCCCAUCGAGACGUUUUGCGGAUAUGAAUUUUUCAUGAUUUACUUAUCGGACUCUUUUUGAUUCAGGAACUUCUCGCAGUACUUUGUCACUAACAACAUUUUGAACUAUUACUUGCACACACGAUAUCCGGAUCCGACCAUGUACUACAUGAUGAGAAAACAGGUUUUUUUCAACGUUUUAAAUUUAAUAAUUCUCGAAAUGUUUGCCAGUUGGCUCAUUGCUUGGCUGUACUGUCGCUGCUAGAAAGGACUUGCUCCUUAACCCCUCUUUACCUGGGAGACAUGAGCAUACAGGCCAAUACCGGCGUUCUUUACAACCCGAACUACCGUUUUGAUGCUAGAAGUGAUAGCGGUUGGUGAUUGUGUUGCUGAAUCAUUAGUAUCGAAAAAUGCUUCUCAGGUCAUCUGGAAACAACAACGAAGAUUGUGCCGUUCCGUCUGACGCCAAACUUCGACUUCUUCUUGGGCAUGUCGACGGAAGGCGACUUCUUCUGGAGCAUGUUGGCCGUCGGACAGUGUCUGAGUCGUCGAGACCCCGACAUUAUCCUCCAGGCGCUGCUCUGGGACGAACAUGCCGAGCACCCACAGUCACAAGGAAAAAGCGAGGUUUCGAUCGUUUUGUGGUGGAUUCCGAAGUCUUCUUCUCAUUUAGGCUACCGUUUGCGCCUCAGUCACUAAUUUCGUCAAUACGAUCACCAACAACAUUCAAGGUUUGGUUUUCGUUUGAUUUUGUGAUAAAGUAUAAUUUUUCAAUAUAAUUUUCGAUGAAAAUUAAUUUAACUGAAAAAAAAAAUCAUAAAAGAAAGAAAGAUUUUUAGGGUAGCCUUACGUUAACCAACCUUUCAACCACCUUUUUUUAAAAAUCAAGUUCUCCCUUUUUAUCUAUUGGUUGAAAAUUUACAGUGUCGCAAGCACCUGAGAAAAAGGGAAAAUUUUGACAUUCUAUGGGUCUAUUUAUUACGGAACUAGUUUCAGUUUCUUCUAAUCCUUUAAAUAUUGAAGAAAAAUUCAUCAUUAUCAAACGCAACGGUUGCAGAUCUGAGCGGUCCGCGAGCAGUCUAUCAGAUGGGAUCGCUGAUUGAACAAGCACGACGUGUAGAAAAUCUAGUCCGUAUGCCUCCGUCUUAUCAUCCAUGGUUUUAA